Messenger RNA from Bacillus rossius redtenbacheri, 2551 nucleotides. Its product is annotated as putative inorganic phosphate cotransporter. Gene Ontology annotation, biological process: monoatomic anion transport; transmembrane transport. Gene Ontology annotation, cellular component: membrane. Gene Ontology annotation, molecular function: transmembrane transporter activity. The transcript has 9 exons. NCBI's taxonomy places the organism in Eukaryota, Metazoa, Arthropoda, Insecta, Phasmatodea, Bacillidae. The coding region runs from base 653 to 2125 and encodes 490 amino acids. The record is from RefSeq and is a predicted model, not a curated record.
CUGUCGGCGUACCGGUGAAACAGCUGACUCCGCGCAGUCUAAGCGCGCUUUAACGACCCGGUUUGAGUUUUAACGAUUUCACCUUUUAAAUUCAUAUCCUCUCAUGUAAUGAAGUAACUUAACCGGAAUUUGAUAGUUGGAAUUUAUAAAAUCAACCCAUAUGUAAUUUAACAGGGAAAAGGGAUAUCGGAAAUUUAUAAGAUACGUUAUAAAAUCAUUUUCGGAAUUCAAAGUUUCAGUAUGGCUUUAAAAAUGUUCUUUUAAAUACCUUUUUUUUUCUUCAUAUUUUCCUUAAGGGAGGGGCCCCGAACCCACACAAUCUUUAUCUCUUGAAGAUUAUUCCAUAUAUCGCUAUGCCCUCACCCCCCAAAUUCCUCACCUAGGCCACCCUGUUAAGGCCCCUCUUAUAAAUAUUAGUGUUCCGUAUAAAUAAAUAGCCUAGGGCCGCUACUGCCGCUGAGCUAGAGAGUACAAGCUGUAUUCGACCAGUGUAACCGCGCCCAGCUGUUGAUCCGCGGUAGCGACGCGGCCAAUCGAAGGAAGGGAGGGACGGCAAGAGGGGGCAACCUACGCAGGGCUGCCACCCGCGCGUUAUACAGUGUCGACGUGGCCGCGCGCGGCGACUGCCAGUUUACCUGCGGCGGAGCCCGUCAUGCCUGCCACUGAAGACGAGGAAACGGCCUGCCUGCUCGAUGAAGCGACCCACGGCAAGGCGUCCAAGGUCCGCGCCGCAUCGCGAGUGUUCGGUGUGCGGCACCUGCAGAUCGGCCUCAUGUUCCUGGCGCUGGUGUGCGCGUACGCCAUGCGCGUCAACAUGUCCGUCGCCAUCGUCUCCAUGACUGACAGGAACGGCUCCAACCCGGACUUCGAGGAGUACGACUGGAGCCCGGAGACGCAGUCGACCAUCCUCAGCUCGUUCUUCUGGGGCUACGUGGUGACGCAGAUCCCCGGAGGCCAGCUGGCGCAGCGCUACGGCCCCAAGAUGUUCCUGCUGGGCGCCAUCGGCGUGUGCGGCCUCUUCAACAUCUUCACGCCCCUGGCGGCCAGCUGCGGCGGCUGGGGGCUGGUGUGCGCCUGCCGGGUGGUGCAGGGCCUGGCCCAGGGAACAACCUUCCCUUGCAUCCAUACAUUGUUGUCGAAGUGGGCGCCAGUUGAAGAACGAGGGAAUCUGGCAACUUACGUCUAUGCAGGCACCCAGUUCGGCACCAUCGUCGCCCUGCCGAUAUCCGGCCUGCUGGCCAAGAGCAGCAUCGGCUGGCCCGGGGUGUUCUACGUGUUCGGCGGCAUCAGCCUCAUGUGGGCCGUGCUGUGGUCGUUUCUGGGCGCGGACAGCCCGGAGACCCACGGCUUCAUCCCACCUGACGAGAAGCUGUACAUACAGGCUUCCCUCGAGAGGAUCAGCUCUGCCAACAAGGGAUUCAAAACUCCAUGGAGGUACAUCAUGACGUCAGUGCCCAUGAUAUCGCUGAUCCUUGCACACUGUGGGCAGAACUGGGGUUUCUGGACUCUGCUCACAGAAAUGCCUUCCUACAUGAACCAUGUCCUCAAGUACGAUAUCAAAAAGAACACGUUACUGUCUUCGCUGCCUUAUCUGGCAAUGUGGCUGAUGAGCUUCGUGUUCUGUUGGGCCUCCGGCUACCUGGAGGAGAGAAAGAUGAUCACACUGACGACCUCCAGAAAGAUAUUCAACAGCAUUGCUCAGGGAAUCCCAGGCAUAGCGCUGGUGGGCCUGGGGUACGUACAGAAGGGGAAUGGCGCCCUGGCGGUCGCUCUGCUCACGAUCGCAAUGGGCGUCAACUCGGGAACCUACGUCGGCUUCCAGGUGAACCACAUCGACCUGUCGCCAAACUACGCCGGCACCAUGAUGGGGAUCACCAACUGCGCGGCCAACAUCAUGUCCAUCCUCGGACCGCUGUUUGUCGGCCUCGUGGUCAAGGAUCAGGAAAACAUCGCUGAAUGGAGGACUGCGUUCUUCGUUGCUGCUGCAGUUUACUUCUUGAGCACGCUCAAUUUUGUGUUGUUUGGGUCGGCAGAAGUGCAGCCAUGGAACGACCCAGAGUACAAAAAGACUAAGAGUAAGGCGAUAAAUGAGCAGAUUAAGCAUGCGGACCUGGUGAAAAGAUAGUGCUGAUGUAUUUGUACAUAUUUAUUGGAAACUUCUUUCUGUAUUGUUUGUUUUACUUCUGAAAGUUUGGCCUGGUCAUGAGACUAUAUGCAUGUGAUGGUGUAAAUUUUCUGAGAUUCUUUCUUCUAUGAAUGGCCUUCCAAGGAAUGCAUGCACACAUUUUAUAAAGCAUGCAAAAGGUGAACAUGCUGGAAUGUAUUAGCUGGUGUUUGCAUGUCAGUAUUUAACAAAAUCAUUAUAUAAAAUUUAUAAUAGUACUUAUCUAACAGCAUAAGUAAAUAACAUAAGAAAAGUUUGACUGUUAAUAUAAAAGGUACAUUCUGUAUAAUAUGCAUGGAAGUAUAUUUGUUUGGAAUAUUUAUAUUGUUUAAACUUGUUUGCUGUUGCAAUAUACAUAGUUUGUUAAAUUUUUGUAAAAAAUGUAAA